AUGUCAGACCCCAUCGUUCUAUACGACAUACCGCUGAACGCAAACGGGACCGCAUGGUCACCACAUACCUGGCGCACCCGGUACACCCUCAACUACAAGAACCUCGCCUACCGCACCGUCUGGGUGCCGUACACCUCGAUCGAGCCCACCAGCAAGCGCCUCGCCGCCCGCCCGACCUCCCUCUGGCCCGACGACGCCCCGCGCUACACCCUCCCCGCGAUCUUCGACCCAUCCACGAAUACGCCAAUAGCAGACUCCAUCGCGAUCGCGCGGUACCUCGACGCCCAGUACCCGCACACCCCGCGCGUCAUUCCGGAGGGCACGGAGGGCUUCCACGAGGCGUUCCUCGUUGCGCUCGACGCGGUGACGUCCCCCGCGCUGCGGAACCUCGCGAUGCCCGCGUCGUUGGUGCGCAUAGACGACGAGGCGGCGAAGGCCAAGUACAAGCGAGAUAGGGAGUGGCAGGUAGGGGGGGCGAUGGAGGAGUGGGCCCCGGAGGGUAGUGAGAAGCGCGUGGGGUUGUGGAGGGAGCUUGAGGCAGGGCUUGCGAAGGUCGCGAAGUGGUAUGAAGCUGGCGAGGACAAGGACAGGAAGUUCUUGAUGGGCGACGAUCCCGUCAUGGCAGACUUCGUUGUCGCGGGGAGGCUGAUGUGGCUGAAGGUCGUGCUAGGGGAAGAGCAUGAAGAAUGGAAGGCAGUGGAGACAUGGCACGAGGGACGUUGGGCGAAACUGUUGAAAGACCUGGAGGUGUACGCCGAGGUGAAGGUCUAA
Dichomitus squalens LYAD-421 SS1 is the source of this 771-nucleotide messenger RNA. RefSeq lists its product as uncharacterized. The record is from RefSeq and is a predicted model, not a curated record. The transcript is spliced from 2 exons. The coding region runs from base 1 to 771 and encodes 256 amino acids. NCBI's taxonomy places the organism in Eukaryota, Fungi, Basidiomycota, Agaricomycetes, Polyporales, Polyporaceae.